AUGUUUACUGAAUCCACAGUAGAACCGCUAUCCAUUGCCCCACCGUGCCGUCCCAUUACACCACCGUUCCGUCCCAUCACACCACCGUGCCGUCUCAUUACUCCACCGUGCCGUCCCAUCACACCACCGUGCCGUCCCAUUACUCCACCGAGCCGUCUCAUUACUCCACCGUGCCGUCCCAUUACUCCACCGUACCGUCCCAUUACUCCACUGAGCCGUCUCAUUACUCCACCGUGCUGUCCCAUCACACCACCGUGCCGUCCCAUUACUCCACUGUUCCGUCCCAUCACACCACCGUGCCGUCUCAUUACUCCACCGUGCCGUCCCAUCACACCACCGUGCCGUCCCAUUACUCCACCGAGCCGUCUCAUUACUCCACCGUGCCGUCCCAUCACACCACCGUGCCGUCCCAUUACUCCACCGAGCCGUCCCAUUACACCACCAUCAUUUUCUUUCUUUCUUUUUUCUUCUUUUUCUUUCUUUCUUUCUUUCUUUCUUUCUUUCUUAUAUGCAUUUAUUUGA
Molecule: messenger RNA, 522 nt
Organism: Acanthosepion pharaonis
Lineage: Eukaryota; Metazoa; Mollusca; Cephalopoda; Sepiida; Sepiidae
Source: the annotation of a GenBank genome assembly